Messenger RNA from Impatiens glandulifera, 453 nucleotides. RefSeq lists its product as uncharacterized. The record is from RefSeq and is a predicted model, not a curated record. The coding region runs from base 92 to 340 and encodes 82 amino acids. The transcript has 2 exons. NCBI's taxonomy places the organism in Eukaryota, Viridiplantae, Streptophyta, Magnoliopsida, Ericales, Balsaminaceae.
CCACCGCCAAACCACGAAAUCGCGCGGUGGCCGCUUAAACAAUGUAGCCCAAAAUGUUAAAUUUUUUUUGGCAGUUGUUUCAGAGAAGAAAAUGGGUUCGUCUAUGGAGAGACUCCGCAGAUCCCUGCCCUUCUCUCGUUUGUUCAGACAAUUAGAGAAUGAGGUGGAGACUGUUAUAAACGUACUACAACCUGGACCAUUGGGAAUUGUUGAACACAAGUUCACUGAACAGGAGAUACAGCAGGCAAAGAUUACAGUUAAGAGAGCAGUGAAGAACUGGAAUAUGAAUGCUAAACUUGAGGGGAAUGGUGGCAUCUUGGAAGGCUAUAUUCACAAAUGAUGGAAUAGAUUCAGAAGGGUUGUGUUGUAUUUCACUUUAUUUGAAUUCAUUGACAUUCUACUAAGAAGUUAGAACUAUGCAUGUUUGAAUAAAUUACAUCCAGUUUUCUAUCA